CAACCCUCUGGAAGAUCUGCCAUCUGAGCGUAGGGUGGGUUUUGCACUUCCCGGGACCUCGGUCCAGCCAUACGUAGGGUCAGAGGCACUGAGGGAUUUGUAAACCUGUGAUCGAGCUCACCAGCAUUGAGCCUUUGGUCUCCUCAUCUCUGUUUGGUAUUUAUAGGUCUGUCUCUCCUCCCAGGAUUACAACAAAAGCCCGACAUGCCUCUUGGAACACCUGCCCCCCUAAACAAGCGGAAAAAGCUCGCCAAGAUCAUAACUGACCUAUCGCAUAUCACUCAAGAUGAGUAUGAGUCGGAGCCAGAGGCAUCUGAGUUCGACCUGGGAACUAAGAUCAGGACUCCCAAAGACAUCAUGCUGGAGGAGCUUUCCCUGCAGAAGAACCGAGGCUCCAAGAUGUUCAAGAUGAGGCAGCAGAGAGUGGAGAAGUUCAUCUACGAGAACAACCCUGACGUCUUCAGCAGUGAGUCUAUGGACAACCUCCAGAAGUUUGUACCUUCUCUGGGUGGUCAGAUGGGAGGUCAGUUUAUAAAUGUUGGAGGGCAUUUUGUUAGCAAAGAGGCUGGACAGCUGCACUUUGUAGGGCUACAUGCCGGAGGAGGGGCCCCUGUGCCUCCUCCAAAGCCUGGAAGCAAAGGUGCAGGAGCAGGAGGUGCAGGAGGACAAGGUGGGGGCGACCAUGGGAAAGGUGGAAAAGGAGAAGGAGCUAGUGAGUGGUCUCCACUAAAAGGAGGUGGAAGGGAUGACGCUAAGAAGCACAUUCAUGUGAAGACGUACGUGUCACCAUGGGAGAAGGCAAUGAAGGGUGAUGAAAAUCUGAUUGCCACUCUGAAAACUGCAAUGCCUGGUCCCAUUCAACAAAAGGAUAUUCCCAAGUGGAAAAGCUUCAACAGAUGUGCCAUGCCCUUCGGCGGCUUUGAGAAGGCAAACCAGUUCCUGAAAUUCCAGCUGCCAGAAACGGAGGCGACCAAAGAGGAGCCUGAACCAGCUGUGGUAUACCAACAGGACAUCGGCUGCCGGCCUUCCUUCAACCGCACCCCUAUUGGCUGGGUGGGCAGCAGUGAACCCAGCAGCAUUCAUAUGGAGACGGAUGCUGUGCCCUUCGAUGGAGAGACCGACGAGCUGUGAAAACAUAUUCAUACUGUGAUUACACUCACUGUGCUCAGACACAUACACACACGCAAGCAUGAAUGCAUGUACACACGUUAACAUGCACACACACACACACGAUAGACGGGCUUACAAUUAACUGUUAUAUUGAUGAAUUUGAAUUUCUCAAUGUGGACAACUGAACACGUACAUGAAUUGUGGUCAUGUUCUUAUUUUGCUCUGAAUUUGGUUGUAAGGUAAAGAAAAAAGCUUUAGAUGUUAUGGGGAGAUGGAGCAUCAAAGGUUUAUUUGUUAAGUUCAGAAGUUGAGUUUAAACACUCCUUUAAUUUGUCAGAAAAGUUGAUGAGAAGUUGUAGAUUUUGUCAAUGAGUUAAGAAUGAAUCACAUAUGAAGGACAAAUUCAUGUUAUGUUACUGUUUUGCACGCUGUCCUGUUGUCAACUUGUUACCAUAUUUGUUAUUUCCCAGUGCCUUUUUUGUUGUUAAGAUUAUCUGAUGUUUUGUUGAGCCAUGCAAACCCUUGCAACCUGUCUUAAUUUAAGAUGCAUGCAUAGAGUCAGUUGCUGACCCAUUGGCCUACUGUACCAACAGUUUCUCCACAAUAAACCCUUUCAAAAUGUAACAAUCCUCUUGUAGAGUGAUUAAAAUCUCAAGGGAAAAUCA
This is a messenger RNA of Chelmon rostratus (copperband butterflyfish), 1775 nucleotides long. It is a transcript of the gene myoz1a, whose product is annotated as myozenin 1a. Lineage: Eukaryota; Metazoa; Chordata; Actinopteri; Chaetodontiformes; Chaetodontidae. Gene Ontology annotation, molecular function: FATZ binding; actin binding; telethonin binding. The record is from RefSeq and is a predicted model, not a curated record. Gene Ontology annotation, cellular component: actin cytoskeleton; Z disc. Bases 205 to 1131 code for a protein of 308 amino acids. The transcript is spliced from 6 exons.